Molecule: messenger RNA, 2516 nt
Organism: Drosophila serrata
Lineage: Eukaryota; Metazoa; Arthropoda; Insecta; Diptera; Drosophilidae
Gene: PNPase
Product: polyribonucleotide nucleotidyltransferase 1
Biological process (GO): mitochondrial mRNA catabolic process; mitochondrial RNA 3'-end processing
Cellular component (GO): cytosol; mitochondrion
Molecular function (GO): polyribonucleotide nucleotidyltransferase activity; RNA binding; 3'-5'-RNA exonuclease activity
Source: RefSeq, a predicted model, not a curated record
AGAAACAUAUAAAAAUUAUUAAUCACACUAGGGCACUCAAAUGUCUUAUUAGUCGGAACUAACCGGCAGAUUUUAGGUAAUGACAAUGAUUUUCACAAGGAAAUCACUGAAACUCCUCAAUUACCGCCUAAGAUGCCUGAAUCCAUCAGUUUCCAGCCACAAAAGAAGUGUCCAAAGCACUGCCAAUGGAGAAGCUCCCUCCGUCGAGGUAAACUUCAGUAAUGGACGUAACCUGACAUUCAGCUCUGGCCGCUUGGCGAGAUUCGCCAAUGGAAGUGCCGUGUGCCAGAUGGGUGACACCGCCGUAAUGGUCACAGCGGUGGCCAAGCCAAAGCCUUCGCCGGGUCAGGGAUUUCUGCCGCUGGUGGUGGAUUAUCGUCUGAAGAACGCCGCCUCCGGUCGCAUUCCCAUGAACUUUAUGCGCCGGGAAAUGGGUCCCUCCGAGAAGGAGAUUCUCUCUGCCCGGCUGAUCGAUCGCUCACUGCGUCCGCUCUUCUCCAAGGAUUACCGCACGGAGACACAGCUAGUUUGCAACAUGCUGGCAAUGGACGCUGUGCACAACCCCGAUAUCCUGGCCAUCAAUGCCGCGUCCAUGGCGCUGUCACUGAGUGACAUUCCCUGGAAUGGACCUAUCGGAGCUGUGCGAGUUGGCUUCUGUGAUGGCGAAGUGCUGAUCAAUCCCACCCGAAGAGAGUUGCAGUCCUCCCAAUUGGAUCUGGUCGUCUCGGCCACCAAACAGAACCUGGUGGUGAUGCUGGAAGGCAAGGGCAAUGUAGUACUGCAGCAGGACCUCCUCAAGGCCAUAAGGCAGGGCACUCGAGAGGCCCAGUCCAUUAUCCAUGAGAUCGAACGCCUCCAGAAGGCCUACGGCAGACAGAAGAGAGAACUGGAAGCGCCGCCUUCGGUGGACCCGGAACUGGAGCAGGCUGUUCGGAGCAUGUGCGAGAUGCGACUGAGAGAGAUCUUCCAGGAUGCUCAGCACGACAAGAUCUCGCGGGACAACGCGGUCAACGAGGUGCGCUCCAAUGUGAUCGACAAAGUGUGGAGCUCCUUUCCGGACACAGAGCCCUCCCAGAUCGGUGAGCAGUUCAAUCAGACCAGCAGAGCCAUCUUCCGGGAACUAAUCUUUGAGCGAGGACUGCGAUGCGACGGCAGGGACUUCGACCAGCUAAGAAACAUUUCCUGCCAGGUGGACAUGUACAAACCGCUCCAUGGAUCCGCUCUGUUUCAGCGCGGUCAGACGCAGGUCUUCUGCACGGUGAGCUUGGACUCGCCGGAGAGCGCCAUGAAACUGGACUCCCUAGCUGCUCUAGAAAGUGGCGGUCUGAAGGCCAAAAACUUUAUGUUGCACUACGAAUUUCCACCUUAUGCCACGGGAGAAGUGGGCCGGAUUGGUCCUCUGGGUCGCCGAGAACUGGGCCACGGAGCUCUGGCGGAGAGAGGACUGCUGCCCACUCUGCCGCACGAUUAUCCCUUCACUGUGAGACUCACCUCUGAGGUGUUGGAGUCAAAUGGAAGUAGUAGCAUGGCCAGCGUUUGUGGUGGUUCAUUGGCUCUCAUGGACGCUGGAGUGCCGGUCAGUGCCCCUGCAGCGGGCGUGGCCAUCGGCCUGGUCACCAAAUUCGAGAACGAAGACACCAAGCACCUGCAGGACUACCGCAUUCUCACCGACAUACUUGGUAUCGAGGAUUAUAUGGGCGAUAUGGACAUGAAGGUGGCGGGCACGAGAAAGGGCUUCACUGCCAUCCAAGCGGACCUCAAGAUCCCGGGCAUUCCGCUCAAGGUGGUCAUGGAGUCGCUGCAAAAGGCCACCGAUGCCAAGUCCAAGAUCCUAGACAUCAUGGCGGAGGCCAUCCGGGAGCCGAGGAAGUAUCGCAAGGAGAGCUGGCCUGUAAGCGAGACCAUCACCGUGGAGCCGCACCAGAGGUCUCAACUGAUUGGCCCUAGUGGACUCCACAUGAAGCGCAUCUACCUGGAGACCGGAGCUACUUUGACUGCCUCGGAUGAGAGUAAUUUCUCGGUGUUUGCACCCUCGCAAGCGGCCAUGGACGAGGCCAAAGAGAUGAUAGAGGGCUACAUGGUGAAGGAGCGAGUGCCGGACCUGGAGUUCGGCGGCAUCUACACUGCCAAGAUCACAGAGUUGCGCGACACGGGCGUCAUGGUCGUGCUGUACCCGAGCAUGCCACCAGCACUGCUGCACAACUCGCAGCUAGAUCAACGUAAGAUCGCACAUCCCUCGGCGCUGAACCUAGAGGUGGGUCAGGAGAUUCAGGUUAAGUACUUUGGUCGUGAUCCCGUCUCUGGUUUCAUGCGACUUUCGCGGAAGGUCCUUCAAGGACCCGCUUUGGGCAUAACCCGUUCCCUCAACAAAUCCGCCGGAGAGAACGGAGCGUGAUUUUUGUUACGACUCCCAAUGGGAGGCACUUUUGAAAUAUGCAACUUUAUUGUAGGCCUUAUAAAUUUCGUGUUUAAAACUUGUACGUAUAUAUAAAAUAUAGAUGAAAACUCAAAUCUAA